Saccharomycopsis crataegensis is the source of this 537-nucleotide messenger RNA. RefSeq lists its product as uncharacterized. NCBI's taxonomy places the organism in Eukaryota, Fungi, Ascomycota, Saccharomycetes, Ascoideales, Saccharomycopsidaceae. Bases 1 to 537 code for a protein of 178 amino acids. The record is from RefSeq and is a predicted model, not a curated record. The transcript has a single exon.
AUGCAGUUCUCGCUUCCUAUCCUCACAGCUCUUUUGCUCAUCUCUCAGGAGGUUGUCGCCAUGCCAGUUAAUAUCAAAAGAGCCAAUGAAAUCAGCGCUGAAAAUUCAAACACUGGUUCGGCUGUUGCUGGUACUAUUGUCAACACCGCUGGGAGUGCGGUUUCCGGUGGUUCUGGCGCCGCUGCUGACAAUUCCAAGGCAGAGACUGCAAAAACUGACUCAAAGACUAUGACCACCGAAGCAGAAACUGCGAAAGUUAACCCAAAGACCGUCGCGACUGAACCAAUUGCUUCUGAUCUGACUGCUGCCAAGACUGGUCUUUUGGAAAGCGUUAAAAACGGUUGGCAAAAGUUGGGCAAACUUGGUAAGUUUGGGGUGGUAGCAGGUGGUGCUGCAGCUGCCGUAUAUGCUGGUGAUAAGGUUUAUGGUUGGGUUAAAGACAAGCACAGUGUCAAUGGAACCACCACUGCCAGUGCCAGUGUCACUCACGUUGCCCAAACUGUCAUUGCUACUCCAGUCGUCACCAAAGCUGCCUAG